Leptomonas pyrrhocoris is the source of this 1651-nucleotide messenger RNA. Its product is annotated as putative actin-like protein. Bases 374 to 1651 code for a protein of 425 amino acids. The record is from RefSeq and is a predicted model, not a curated record. NCBI's taxonomy places the organism in Eukaryota, Euglenozoa, Kinetoplastea, Trypanosomatida, Trypanosomatidae. The transcript has a single exon.
AGUCUGAUUCUUGCUGAGGUAGGUUGUGGCGCGUGUUUCGCAAAGGGGAACGCGACCUGCUGACGAUCUCUACGUCAGCCAACAAUACAUAAAGAAAGCAGAAGGUGCGGGUGUGCGACGGUGAGCCCGUCUCGUGCCUGAAUCGGACAUUGACUCCUCUGUGCUACACACACACGUCUCAUCUUCACAGAAUCAGCAAAAGAAUAUAUAUAUAUAGGCUACACGAAGUUGUUUAAUUAAUACAACACAACGCUGUCCUUCAGAAGACACGAGCUAUCUGAGCGGGUUAACGACACCGCCAUUUUGCGUUGGGUCACGAAAAUUCCUCUAAACGGGGAAAAAAGAGAAACAGGCGGAGGAAAUAGGGUCAAGUAUGGCGGUGGUGGAGGUGGGUACGUACAGCAUCCGUGCCGGCUACAUCGGCGACCUCACCUGCACACACUGUGUCCGCUCCCUUCGCUCAGCCGCAGCGCCGGAGGAGGUGGACCUAUUCUCCAUUUUGUAUUCCGCCAGCAGAAGUCUCGACGAUGUAGCGGCGGUGUCCGCACUGCCGGAGGGUGAAGAAGGAGGCAUCCGAGGCUCCUUUGACAACGCAGCGUCGUCGGAGGCGUUGCUUCCGCUGUGGAGUCUCCGCAACGUAGAAAGCCACCCCGACGCUCACAUGGACUCCCUGCGUCGCAUGAAGAAGGAUAGUUUAGAGUGCACCGAGCAGGACCCGCUGUGCCUUGUCCUGCCCGAGGUGUGGCACGAACGGGUAGACGUGAUGGAGGCGCUCUUCCAGUUGAUCCUGGAGACACCAGGCCUGACAACGGCGUUGUACUGCAUGCGGCCCAGCGUGGGGUGGACGCUUUCGUCCGGGGCCGCCUCCAGCAUCGUGCUCGAUGUCGGGCACAGCCACUCCACCGUGACGGCGGUGCUGGACGGCUACGCGCUGCGGCACUCGGUCGACACCGUGCCCGUCGGCGGCGACGCCGUCACGGCGCAGUACCGCGAGCUGCUCGCCAAUUUUCGCCCCGCCGUGGAGGCAGCAGCGCCGGCGCUCUCGCAGGACUUCGCACGCGAGGUUUACUGGGCCGACUGGGUGUCGGAUGUGAAGCACUGCCUGGCGCGGGUGCUGCCGUUUGCCGCAUCGGCCGGAACUGCAGCAGCAGCAGCGCCAACAGGUGUGAAUCGCGCCAACGGUGCGAAGUCGAUCACCGCGACGACGGCAGCGACGCCGAGUGUACCGCUGGACCUGCAGGCGCCAGACGGCACGCGGGUACACCUCGACGAGCGCAAGGCGGCCGCCCCGUUCGAGAUCUUCUUUCGCGCCACCGGCGACCACAAAGGCAGCGUGGCGGCCAUGAUGGCGACGUGCAAGCGACGCAUGGAUCCGGAGUGGCAGCUGCACACCGUGCCGCACCUACUGGCGGGUGCGGGGAGUCUCGUGCCUGGUUUCCGUGACCGCGUGUUGGAGGAGUUGAAGGCGCAGGACGCGUCGUACUUCCGGUACGAGCGCGAUGGGGCGAUGAACGUUGCGCAGACCACCGAUGGCGCGUGGGCGGGCGCCUCCAUGGCCGCCUCGAGCUCCUCCUUCGAUCCGCUGUGGGUGACGCGGGGGGAGUGGGCUGAGGAGGGAGCGUCGGUGCUGCACCGCAAGCUUUUCUACUGA